UCUCGUGGAUUCUUCCCAUUCUUCCCAUUCUUCUUGGUAGAAAACAGUGUGCACCAUAUGCUCUGCGAUUUUUAGAGCAGGCUAUGGCAACCCGAUUGUCCUGAUGCGACGCGUGUGAUGGUUGCAGUGGGACGGAUAUCCUUAAUUUUAUCCAAUAGGCGUUCUCAGGGUUUUUUUUUUUCUUUUUUUUUUUUUAGGACGCUUCUGCACCCCUUUCUGCGCUGACCUUAUAAACAAUGCUGUAAAUAGGUAAUUGUUAAUUGUCACGUCUGUCUACUGAUCUUUUUCAAAGGAAAUGAUCAGCGCAGAAAAAGCAGCCAGACUGCUGAAUCCUAAAGAAAGAGCCCACUUUGGUUUCUUUUUUUUUCUUUCCUUUUUUUCUUUCAAUUUUUUCGGGUCGAAUUUGAAUUGGCCAUUUUUUUGAGAGAGGAAACCACCGGUGGGAGUCAGUUUUGGACUGUGACUGGUUUGGGGGGAAAAGGGCUUAAACACAGACUUGAUCCCCCCAUCAUAAACUCUGCAGGAUUUCCUCCUUCUCAGUCCAGAGGAAUAUCUUCAGGUCCAGGAGGCUACUGCUGGUCCUCAGGGUUUUCAUCGGUGGCUCACUCACUACAUCCGAGGGAAUGGUGGCCGCACCGCAGAUCCACGCAACUCUUUCUGAAUGUUUGGCAUUUUUCGCAGGCGAGCAUCUUGACUUGUGAUCGAGAGAGAGACGCGGACUGCAGCAGCCUCCGAUCCCUUUCACAUGGAGAUUUGUGCCUCGGUCGCGCUGCAAAUCUUGAAAACGGGGACCGGGGCCCUGCUGAUUUUUCCUGCACUGCUCUCAUCCUCGAUUUCAUUUAUUCGAGAAAAUGCAGAACACACACAGCAGAUGAACUAUGAAUGCUGAACACAAUGAUCUCCUCCCUCCAGCGCCAGACAAUGAGAGGUCGUAGGCUGAAGGGGGCGCUGUCCAACCCCCUCUUUGUGCUUCUUUUGGCCCUUCAGAUCCUGGUGGUGGCUGGGCUGGUUCGUGCUCAGACCUGUCCUUCCGUCUGCUCAUGCAGUAACCAGUUCAGCAAAGUCAUAUGCACCCGCCGCAGUCUACGGGAUGUCCCAGAUGGCAUUUCCACAAACACUCGCUACCUGAACCUCCAGGACAACCUCAUCCAGGUCAUCAAGGUGGACAGUUUUAAACAUCUGCGCCAUCUGGAGAUCCUGCAGCUGAGCAAGAAUCACAUCCGCAGCAUUGAAAUUGGCGCCUUCAAUGGGCUGGCCAGUCUCAACACCUUGGAGCUCUUUGAUAAUCGGCUCACGACAAUCCCCAAUGGAGCGUUUGAGUACUUGUCCAAGCUGAAGGAAUUGUGGCUACGCAACAACCCCAUCGAAAGUAUACCAUCUUAUGCCUUCAACCGAGUUCCCUCGCUUCGAAGGCUGGAUCUAGGUGAACUCAAACGUCUCUCCUACAUUUCUGACGGCGCCUUCAAGGACUUGAGCAACCUGCGCUACCUGAACCUGGGAAUGUGCAACCUCAAGGAGAUACCCAACAUCUUACCUUUGGUCAGGCUUGAAGAGCUAGAGAUGUCAGGAAACCAGCUCUCUGUUGUCAAGCCCAGCUCAUUUACAGGAUUAGUCAACCUGCAGAAGCUGUGGAUGAUGCAUGCCCAGAUCCAAACUAUUGAGAGGAAUUCCUUCGAUGACCUUCAGUCCCUGGUGGAGCUCAACCUGGCUCACAACAACCUUACCUUCCUACCACAUGACCUCUUCACACCGUUGCAUCGCUUGGAGCGGGUCCACCUUCAUCACAACCCUUGGAACUGCAACUGUGAUAUCUUGUGGCUCAGCUGGUGGCUGAAGGAAACGGUACCCGCCAAUACCAGCUGCUGCGCCCGUUGCCAUAGUCCUGCAAUUUUUAAAGGUCGCUACAUUGGGGAACUGGACCACAGCUACUUCCAGUGUGAUGUUCCUGUCAUUGUGGAGCCGCCCAGUGACUUGAAUGUGACAGAAGGCAUGGGUGCAGAGCUUAAAUGCCGUACAAGCUCGUUGACAUCCAUCAGCUGGCUUACACCAAAUGGAUCAUUGGUGACACAUGGGGCUUACAAGGUGCGUCUGUCUGUACUCAACGACGGGACACUGAACUUUACUAGCGUCACAAUGCAGGACACUGGGACUUACACCUGUAUGGUUAGCAACACAGCAGGCAACAUUUCUGCCUCUGCUGUGCUUAAUGUCACUUCUGUGGAGAACAGCGGGGUGACCUAUUUUACCACAGUCACCGUGGAGACCAUUGAGACCCCAGGGGAUGACAGCCAAACGCCACUUCCCCCAUUUGGCUGGGUGUCAUCCUCAACAACAAAAGGUACUCCUGUUUCAACGAGGACCACAGAGCGGACUUACACCAUUCCAGUUCUUGAUCUGGAUGGAGAGGGAGCCCUCAAUGGCCUGGAUGAAGUCAUGAAAACCACCAAGAUCAUCAUCGGCUGCUUCGUGGCCAUCACGCUCAUGGCUGCUGUUCUGCUGGUAAUUUUCUACAAGAUGAGGAAACAGCAUAACCAGCAGGAUCCCGAUGGCCCUGCCUCCUCUAUGGAGGUCAUUACUGUUGAAGAAGACCUUGCAGGUGUCGCCGCCAUGGAGAGACACCUAUCGCUUCCCCCUCUGGAGCACUACAACCACUACAACACCUACAAGAGCACUUACCACCACCCUCCUAUGCUCAGUACCAUACACAGCUCAGCCACACAGGAACCUUUACUGAUUCAAGCCUGCUCAAAAGACAAUGUACAAGAGACCCAAAUCUGAUCUUGAAUUUGACUAAAUAUUCAGUAUCAGCAGUUUCAUACUUGGAGUACAAUGGACCAAAACAUGAAGAUAAAAGAAAUCAAAAUGACAUUGACUUGACAGAGUUGAUGUCGAUAACGGCGAUAAAUCAGCAUUUGGCAAAGGGACGACAUAUGAUACUUUAACAAGUGUCUUUACAAAAACAAAGAUUAUUUAUUAAAAGUAUGUCUAGUGGCUAAAUGAAGAAAAACAAUUUGUGAUAGCUUUUUAGCUCAUUUUAUUUCUCUCUCUCUCUCUCUCUCUGUGUAAUAAUGCACAAGGGAAAGGAUGGUUUACUAUGAGUGAAUAUCGAAUGUAUGAAAUGUGUCUCAUGUGAAACCCACUUCAGAAAUUGGCCUUGUACUAAUAUUAAUGCAGUGCCAUUAAUUCAAUACUUUGAUUUGAUUUUACCUAAUAAUGAUAUAUUUUGUAGAAGGACAAUGCUUCAGUAUUUAGAAGCAUUUAUUUGCUAGUUUUUAAGUAAUCUUUGUCCAAUUUGGCAGAGGUUUAUGAGACAAAACAUUAAAUGGGUUUAUUUUCAUUGCCAUCAUACUCUAGCUGUCACUCAACACAAAAUGAGAUCUUUUAAUGACACAGCUCUGGAUGAUAUCACAGUGAAGCCAGCAUGCCUGAGGAGCAAAGCAGCCAAAUGAGUAAAUGUGCAUUUCCCCUGUGGCUCCUAAACAACAGACAUACAUCCUUCAUUUUAAUUAAGAUUAAAGUUCUUGCUCCCACUGCUCCUCCUACCUUUUCUUUACACUUCUACCUUUGCUGUCUUGCUGUCUCUCUCUUUUUUUGUCCUCCUCUCUUGUUCCAUCUCUGAAUUCUCCACCUUCCCCGUCUACCCUCAUUUCGCUUUCUCCCCGCUCUCCUUUUCUCCAUGUCCUCUUGCUUCUUUGAUUGUCUCUCUGUCACUUAGCUCAGGCACGUUCCUCACCCCAUCGCCAUGUCUCAUUUGUCUCGCUUUAUCUGCCGGCAUGUGCCGUACGAAGGCAGAAUAUUGCUUGGGAAAAUGAAGGGGAGCAUAAGGCUGCGGUCUGUAGCCUUCCUGUUAACCCAGUAAUGAUCUACGUCCACUCAGUGUCGCGUUACCUUGCCAUCACCCCAGGGUCACACGAGCUUGGGUGCUGAUAGUCCAUCUGUUAGUACAGAUAAAGAGGCAAAUGAGGCUGUUUUGUAAUGUAGUGUGACCCUGUCAGACUAACACAGACGGGGCUAACAUAGUCAGUGAAGCAGCUAGGAACCUGCAACAAAAUAAGGGGAGAUGGGUUAUAGCUCAUUAAUCUGUAUCAGCAGUUCAUUUGCAGACUAACAGAGGAAAGCUGAUAACAAAACAGCAUGAGACUUUUCCACUCUCCCUGUGCCCAACAUCUAACAGGGGGUAGAGGCCUUUGAUAUUGAAGCGACCCCUGCUCAGUCUCAUUUUUGUCGGAGGAAAAACACACACACUUUGAUGUUGCAUCAUUUAUAGACCAUCAAAACAUUGUCUCUCCUGUAGUCUGUUUACGCUUUGCUUUUUCAUUUAGUCUUUCAAAGAGCGAGGCUUAAGGAAGGGGGAGGUAGGGAUAAAAAGUGAA
Seriola aureovittata is the source of this 4373-nucleotide messenger RNA. It is a transcript of the gene lrrc4cb, whose product is annotated as leucine rich repeat containing 4C, genome duplicate b. Gene Ontology annotation, biological process: regulation of axonogenesis; synaptic membrane adhesion; modulation of chemical synaptic transmission. Gene Ontology annotation, cellular component: glutamatergic synapse; postsynaptic density membrane; plasma membrane. Bases 883 to 2778 code for a protein of 631 amino acids. The transcript is spliced from 2 exons. Lineage: Eukaryota; Metazoa; Chordata; Actinopteri; Carangiformes; Carangidae. Gene Ontology annotation, molecular function: cell-cell adhesion mediator activity. The record is from RefSeq and is a predicted model, not a curated record.